GAUUGCGUUCACGAUUUAUUUUUGUCCCACCACUUUCGUCCGAUUUUUGUUAGUCUGGUUUUUUCGUCACACCUCUCCCGCUACAGAACGAAAGAAAAAAAUGUAUGCCGCCGCGAUAGGAAACCCACACGCACGUACGCACGCACGCACGCAACAGCCUCAUCCUCCCAUGAUCGCCCCCAAUGCCGCCUGCAGGCCAUGCCGGUCGCCCACCAGAUUCCUUGCCGAUCCUUCUACACGCGGCACCGCCUCCCUUGCAAGGACGCCCCGCCAUGAGUCUCCAUCAGUGCCACGACUGUCGCAGCCUCCCCACCUGCCGACGCUCCAGAUCCGGUCGUAGUUGACCCCCUCUACAUCAGUGAUCGGUCAAGGUAGGGGGUGUGGCGCUAUCCAUCUUCCCGCGUGUAUGGCGGCCGGUGCCCGUGUCCGUGUAUCCCGGCCAAGGGUGUCCUUGAGAUCCGUUGAUCCAUGGUCAGAUCUCGAGGAGAGGGGGCGUGCGGCGGUUGCCGCCGUCGGUGGCUGCACUUGAAGGUCUCCGUCGCUUGCUCCAACCAAAUCCAGCCAAACCCGUCCUAUGGUGGUCCACGUGCAUCUGGACGGACGCAACGGCUCGGCCACCCCUGUCCUUGGUCUUCGUCCACCACACCAUCCCAUUACGAUACAUGUGUGCUUCUCCUGUCGUGCAUGUGCUGGGUCAGCUGCUGCUACCCGGGCUCACAUGACCACGUGGAGGAAGGAGCUGUGCAAGGAAUCACUGCCAAAAGACUGAAGACGAGUUUGAAGAGUCCUGGAUUCCAGGCCAUGUUCCGUAAGGAAGAAGCAACGCGAGCUAGCCGAGGAUUCAGAUUGACAGGCGCUUUGAUUCUCGUUGAUUCAUUAUUUUGACCGACCCAAGCAGCGCCGGCGCUCACGGAGGAGAACCUGAUGUUCCUAGAGGCCUGACGUGCGGUCGAUCACACUUACUACAACAAGUCUUCCAACAGGUGGAGCUGGUUCAGGUACCACAAGCACCCUCCAUGACAAGCAGGUUCUAGUUGUGCGAAGUUUGUCUGUUACUGCUAUCCAUACUGCGCCAUAGCAAAAUAGGUUUAUCUGAUGCCUCAACUGCCUUCUGCCAGUCACCCAUUUUUAUUUAGCGUUGGUCUAGGGAAUUUUUGGAGUUGUUGUGUGUACCUUCAUGUUUUUACUUGUGAAAUGUCUUCAUGUUUUUUAGAUUACAUAAAUUUUUGAAAGCUGGAUUUUUGUAUGUCUUAGUUUCUACAUUUGUGAAACUGAAAGCUAUUAUCAUGGGACAGAAAAAUAAACUUCUUCUGUUACUAUUGUGUGUUUAAUCUCUCCGUCCCAAAAUUUAGCACAACUUCAGCGGCACUUAUUUUGGGAGGGAGGGAGUAGUUAUUUCCCACAAACAUUGCUAUUUGAGUCUGAGAAUCUAAAUCAUCUUCUAAGGUUCUGACAAACUCUAAUCAUCACCUUUAUGAAUAUGUUAAACAAAUGAAGGAUGUUAUUAAGAUUUUCUUAUCUUGUCUUUUUUAGUUCACUGUUUGCAGCCUCACGAAUUUCGGCGGCCCCGACAUUUAUGUUCCAAAAAUUACAGUUAGCUGCUCAAUGGAAAACCUUACGUGAAGUAAUAGAACUAAACACUAAUAUUAUGACUAUAGGGUUGCUAGAUAACUGAUCAACAAUACUGUCAACUAGGUAUGUAUUUUUCCCUAGAUUAAAGACAAGUAGGCUUCCUCCUCCCUGCAGCUUAAGCCAUUUAGUUCAUAUUGAUAUUUUAGAGCCUAGAGAAGAUAACUAAAUGUUUAUUGGGAAAUGUUUUAAAUGGAGGGAUAUCCUAUAACCUGUAUUUGACACUAUAAUACGAGUCUGCAAAUCAUUCAAGGAUCAAAUAUUAUUGUCCGUUUCUACCACAUAAUGGUUGCUUUUAUUGUUCGAAAUUUGUAUUAGUAGUUGAUAUAGUGAUUAGAUCAACCUUGCAGUACUAAUGGGCUCCUUUUAGCCUUGCUUAUAUGGUCAGCUUUUGGAAAUUAAUUGAUCAUGUUUUCCUCUUUUGGAUCAGAACACUAUAAAUAAGAUAUGUCUAAGCUGAGAGUGGUUUUAGAUCUGAGCUUCACACUAGAAAGGCUGCAAUCCCCUUCUAGAUAUACAUCUUUAUCCUAUAUGUUUCUUCAUAAUUCUUAUGAACUUUAGUAGAAUAGAGAGUUUUUAAGCCUUUAAAUUAGCAUGUAUGGACAUUUGAUUGAGUCAAGUCGCCCUUUUAGUUGAAAGAGGAAGCAUAGUAAAUGCAUUUUUUGUGUCUUCUACUCGGCUAGACUUGCUCAAUCGUAACUUGAUGAUUUUCUAGGAUUUGACACAUCUCCACUUGCAAGGCUACAACAAGAUUUAGUCCUUAGAUUGAUUAAUUACACACAUGUACAAGAAAAUAUAUCACUUGAAUUGUUUGAUUUGCAUCGAGGAGAAUGCCGACAUAGCAUCAGAGCACGCGCACAGCUUUAUAGUGUACAUAACCAAACCGUUGGCGCGCAUGUUGAGACCAUGAGCCCACGUGGGACCUCCAAAGAACCUGAAAAUCACCGACAUUGCCAGCAAGGUCGUUGUGAAUUAAAGUGAUUUAAUCAAUCCAGGGAUGUUGUAAAUUGACACGCUUGAACCACAUGCUUCGAGAGACGAUGUCGUUGACUUCGGCAACGAUGAGCAAGGUGGCGAAUACCAGCCAGAGCAAGCAGAGCCUUGGCAGGCUCUAAGAGUGGGAGAUCUUCUAGCACCAGUCGAUGGCCAGAUCGUCAAUCAUGUAAGGAUGGUUUGGCUUCUCGAUGAUCAUUGGGACAAACAACACCGGUCGUACGCUAUGUCGGUGGAGCAGCGGGAGCUUGCACCUCUGAAGCUUCGGUCUCACGGGGUCACCCUUGGAUGGAUGCGCUAUGAUGAGCGGUACACACCGUAUGUAAGGGAGGCCGGACUUUCCCUUUCAUUCAGUUGGUCCGCCGGUCGACGCCACCCAACAAUGUUGCAGCACUCACCGCGCUUAUUGAUCAUUGGAGGCCGGAGACACACACUUUCCAUCUUCGGACCGGGGAGAUGACCGUGACGCUCCAGGAUAUUGCUAUGAUCACCGGUCUUUCUAUCGAUGGCAAUCCUUUAUGUAUGAACACCGAUUCUGAUGGGUGGCGCGCGCAGAUGCAUGCCCUUAUCGGUAUGGUUCCUCCGGAGCCUCGGGAACCAGAAGCAGAAGAUAAGAAGAAGGAAAGAGUCGCAGCCGGCGCUACUUUCACGUGGAUAUCAUCGAACUUCAGUACUUGCCCCGAGGAUGCUAAUGAGGACAUGGUGAAGACAUAUGCUCGUGUCUACAUGUGGUACGUGAUUUCCAGGACUAUGUUUGCUGAUGGCACAGGUAAGAAUGCUCCAUGGAUGUGGCUGAAGGCGUUGACCGUCUUCGAUGGCAAAUGGAGUUGGGGUUCGGCGACACUGGCUUACUUGUAUCGACAGCUGGACGAAGCCUGUUGUAGGCACACUGGAGGUAUUGGUGGUUGUCUGCUCGCACUUUCCAUAUGGAGCUGGGAGCGUUUGCCGAUUGGACGACCGAAGACUGUGAAGUACGAGGAUUGGGACGACAAAGACGACUCACUACGGCUCCCCACUUGGGCUUACAAGUGGGAUGUGUUAAAUGAGACGACGGAUGAUCCCUCGGUAAUGUACAAGUUGUACAAGAGCGAGCUGGACGCGAUCACGCCUGAGCAGGUGGAAUGGGAGCCGUAUGGAAAAGGAGAGAGUUUUGGUAACCCUAUAGAGUUCAGGCUGAAGCCGAUGUGCACUAGGGAUAGGGAUCUCUGGCAUAUGCGGUCCCCACCGAUAUGCAACUGGGCGGUUGAGCUUCACCUGCCACAUCGGGUGUUCCGCCAGUUUGGUUUAUUCCAGCCACACCCGUCGGAGUGGGAGGACACGGACAAGUUGCUACACGCGUUCGAUAGGAAAAAGCAACGGAAGAUCAAGGAUUGGGCCAAGCAUCACAGGAAGUAUGUCGUGCAGUUCGCUCUUAGUGUGGAGCAAGCAAAGGCUGGAAAACGAGCCCAGCUUCGUGAGCACUGCCCGAUCGCGUUCAACAACUAUCUCACAUGGUUUCUUGCAAGUACCCACGUGGAGGUAUGCAAGCCGGCGUAUGCUGAGGAGAUUCUGGAAGAACCCACCAUUUUUGAUGAGGUAGCCCAGCACCAGUACAACGCAUUAGUCAGGAAAGGCAACUCAGUGAUGCCUUCAGCUCCAGUGAUGAACUUUGUGCGUGCCCAGAUCAAGAAAGCAGCUGAUGAGACCGAGACUAUUCUGGAAACAACCCCGGCUGGCAAAAGCGAUGGGGAAGGUGCACUUCGAGCAUUCAUUAAGCGCCAGGGCCAAAAGUUAAGGUGGCUAUCAAACUUUUUCGGUUGUCGUGACCCCGAGUAUGUAUCACUAGAAUGGUCUAGGUCGGCGACACCAUCAGAUCCGCUUCGGGGCAGGGCCAUGAUGAACCUUUCGAGGAUGAGGAUGUGGGUGUGGUCACCCAAGAGGUUACUGAUGAUAUGACCGUGUGGACGUACCAGGCUCGGUCUGCAUACGAGUUGAAGCCUAGGAAGGGAAUCAACAAGUACACGCCUGAAGACUUCACCCAAAGAGGCCAAAGAGGCAAAAGGACGGUCGGCACCUCGCGGAUGGCGGCUUUGGAUGACUAUGUAGAUGACGUGGAGGAACCGGAGCCGCUGGAGCGGGUUCCUCUUCCUAGGAAGGCGAAGAAGAUAAGCGUCAAGAGGGGGGGAGGAGCCAGCAAGCGCGGAAAGCACUAGUCAUCGUCCUUUAUUUAUAAUGUUGAACUUAGAGUGGAAUUUGUUAUGUCGUUGAACUUGGAGUGGUGGUAGCUAUUAGUAAUGUGGAAUUUGUUAUGUCGUUGAACUUGGAGUGAUCGUAGCUAUUAGUAAUGUGGAAUUUGUUAUGCCGUUGAACUUGGAGUGGUGGUAGCUCUAUGUUAAACUUGAACUUAUUGUGAUGAUCCUUUUUAAGAAAUGAUGUAUUUGGUGAACCCUUUUUGAA
Molecule: messenger RNA, 5058 nt
Organism: Aegilops tauschii subsp. strangulata
Lineage: Eukaryota; Viridiplantae; Streptophyta; Magnoliopsida; Poales; Poaceae
Source: RefSeq, a predicted model, not a curated record